Molecule: messenger RNA, 447 nt
Organism: Colletotrichum paranaense
Lineage: Eukaryota; Fungi; Ascomycota; Sordariomycetes; Glomerellales; Glomerellaceae
Exons: 1
Coding region: 1-447 (148 amino acids)
Source: RefSeq, a predicted model, not a curated record
AUGCUUGGGGACACUCGCUCAUGCGGCCGCUUAUGGCACCAGUCUAGAACGACUGGUGACGAACACAUUUGUCUGACUUGUCAGAACUCUGUCAGGGCGAGGCGUUCACAUGCACUCGUUUCAUUUCGACACCAUCUCGGUCUUUGCGGCAAGCGUGUCUCUCGAGACCGAGCAGCCCAGCCUCCCGAUAUCCUCGAGAAGGGCCCCCACGCCCGGUUCUGCUCGGCACAACCCAACAUCCCCGCCGCCCCCCGUGACCCCCGAUAUUUCCGAUCCGACCCUCCUGGCGUCGUCACUCCGGAGGCGAACGGGAGCCUAGAAACAAAUUACACAGCAGUCAGCACAAAGUACCUCGGUUACGAGGCAUUUCACUGCACUUUCAGGCUUGCUUGCAAGCCGGCGCAAACAUGGAAACAGGCACUAGUUACCUUUGUUGCAGGCAUCUAG